This is a messenger RNA of Mizuhopecten yessoensis (Yesso scallop), 9827 nucleotides long. Its product is annotated as oxysterol-binding protein-related protein 1-like. The transcript has 26 exons. NCBI's taxonomy places the organism in Eukaryota, Metazoa, Mollusca, Bivalvia, Pectinida, Pectinidae. Gene Ontology annotation, cellular component: intracellular membrane-bounded organelle; membrane; cytosol. Gene Ontology annotation, molecular function: sterol binding; protein binding. The record is from RefSeq and is a predicted model, not a curated record. The coding region runs from base 313 to 3441 and encodes 1042 amino acids.
CGUAGGCCUAAUAUCAUAACAUGGAUAGAGGCGUUUACCGGACUUUACUGGUUUUAAAUAUGUUUAUGUUCACGAUGGAAGGAAAAUGGAACUAAUUCCUAAUAAAAACUUGUAUUUGUAACUCAAAUUGUUAUGAAAACAUCGGAUUUCAACGAAAUACUUGUUUUUUUUCGACGGGGAGUUUUUGUUCGUCACGGGUUAUGAUUGUGAUUCAGCUUUUCCGGUUGUAUCCAAGGCCAAUUCACAUUGAUACGUGAAUAGAUGGAAAAUGCAUCUGAUAAUUUACGAAAUAACCAUACGUAGACUCUAAAGAUGGCAGAGUCAGAUCCAGAGACGUUCCACUCUGAUCACGAAGACAACAAUGACUUCCGUAGCGACGAACAAACAUUCAAGGACAUCGUGCAAGUGGAGGACAAUUCUGAAACAACGAAGGAUAAAAAUGAUGACAAUUCUCAAGAAAUGGAAGAUAAACAAUAUGACAAUUCCAAAACACAUGAGGAUAGAAAAUUUGAUAAUAAUGCUUUAGAAGAAGAUAUUGAGGAGAAUGAGGUUUCGGAAGAGGAGCUGUUGUUGCUUAGUGCCAGAAAUGGUGACCUAGAAGUAGUUCAAAGACUGGUUCAGCAGCAAAUUAAUGGAGAAACAGUUCUGGAUCUUAAUUGCACAGGAAACAGCAAAGCCAACAGAGGCUGGACAGCCCUGCACUUAGCGACAUACUUUGGCCAUACAGGAGUGGUCAGAGUGUUACUUGAGAAUGGGGCAGACGUAAACGUGGUGAACCCGAAUGGUGAUACUCCCCUACACAAGGCAGCAUUCACAGGCAGGAUGGAAACUCUGACCCUAUUGUUGAGAAGUGAAGCCGAUGUGGGGAAGAUAAACGAUGAAGGUCAAACACCACAGAUGAUCGGGAAAACACAGGAAAUCAAAGACCUACUCGAGGCUGCCCUGAGCCACGAAAGUUUACGACGUCAGACAGAGUUUCUAGCUGCUGCUAGGUCUGGGGAUGUUGAUUCUGUACAGGAGCUUCUGGCCAGUGACCGUCCACCUAACAUCAACACCACUGACCAGUACGGAAAUACUGCUCUCCACAUUGCCGCGCAGGCUGACCACCGGGACAUGGUCAUCUUCCUCCUCCAAAACAGUGUUGACUCCUCCUUAAAAAACUUGAAGGACCAGACAGCUAUAGACUUUGCAAGGACCAAUCAAAUGAAGCAACUACUUACAGGAGUGCGGCCAGUUAAGGAGUUUAGCUUUCAGCCGCAGCGAUGUGAAGGCCUUCUACUAAAGAAAUCCCGGUUCCUCGGUUUUAAGCCUGUUUGGGUUGUCCUAGAAAGAGGUGUAUUGUCUUACUUCAGAAAUAGGGGUGAUGCUAGUACAGGUGUAAAACGGAAAGGAAUGAAGUACCUAGACGAGGCCAGGGUCCUGGUGAGUGCAGAGAAGCACUUAGCAGACCACCCAGAAUUUUUACUUCACUACUCAGAUGGAGUAAACCACUGCUUCAGCACAGAGUCGGGUGAUGAGGCCUCAGUACUCAGACAGAAAUGGUUGAAUGCAUUGAAGGAACACAUCAACUUCAGUACUCACUAUAUACACCAGGGAGAGGACCAGCCGGAGGGAGAAGUUGUCUCCCUUGGAUCACUCAAAGACUCUCUUAAGACAGCACAAGCGCAUCAUCAACUACUGGAAAAGGAGUCGAACCAGUUGUCAGUUCUGAUGGAGUCACAGGAGUCUGACAAACAACUCAAAGUUACAGAGGGUACCAUGGCAGAUGUUUAUCAGAAGGUGAAAAGAAUAUCGGACUUAUCUCGAGACACAGCAAGCUUCCUGAGUCAUUGUCUCACGCUGUUCAGCCAACAAGAAGAGGUGCGUAACCUCCAGCUGAAGGAGGAGAUGGAGAAGUCGCGCGUCCUCCAGGAGGCGCUGCAUGCCCUGGCUACGGAACACCAUGAACUGGAACAGUCCCUCACAUUCACAGGACGUAAAUCUCCAGCACGCUAUUACGACACGGACGAUGAUGAGUUCUAUGACUGUGAUGAAGACAACAUUCAAAAUAAUGAGAAAAACGAAAUGACUGGCUCUCUCACCUCUAACUAUCUAGAUGCCAUGUCUUUUGAAUCUACGACAGGAUCUUAUUUCCCCAAACAUAUAGACGGUACAAACGGAUGUGUUCAUUCUAAAUUUGGCAGGAGCCGGCUUCCUGUUCCAAUGUUUGACCGGAAUGACUUCAGUAUCUGGAGUAUACUCAAGCAGUGUAUAGGCAAGGAACUGUCCAAGAUCACCAUGCCUGUUGUGUUCAAUGAGCCGUUAAGUUUUAUCCAGAGAAUAUCUGAGUACAUGGAGUACACGUCGCUACUAGAGAAGGCCAGCAUGGCGUCCGACCCAGCCGAAAGGUUUGCUUAUGUGUCAGCGUUUGCAGUAUCGGCAAUUUCCUCCAACUGGGACAGAAUCGGUAAACCCUUCAACCCGCUGUUAGGGGAGACGUUUGAAUUAAACAGAAGUGAUCUUGGGUUCCGAUUGGUCGGUGAGCAGGUUAGUCACCAUCCGCCUGUUAGUGCUUUCCUGGUGGAAUCAAAACAUUUCAAGAUCCACGGGUCCAUCCACCCGAAGUUGAAGUUCUGGGGCAAAUCGGUGGAGAUCAACCCGAAAGGAAUGAUUACACUGGAGCUGACACGACAUGGCGAGGUGUACACAUGGUCCAACGUCAACUGUUGUGUCCACAACGUUAUCGUAGGCAAGAUCUGGAUAGAACAUUAUGGAGUAAUGGAAAUUUUGUGUCACAAGACAGGAUGGAAGAGUGUACUUAACUUCAAACAGUCGGGCUGGUUCGGCAAGGAUCUACACAAAGUCGAGGGCUAUGUAUACGAUAAAAAUAAGGUGAAGAGGAAGGCGUUGUACGGGAGCUGGGUGUACGAUCUCUUCAUGCUUGAUGUGGCCGAUUACGAUGGCUUCAUGAAAAAUUCAGCAUCUACUCAGUCACCCAGUCAUUCUGCCAAAUCCAACGGUGCUAGUGGGAGUUCCGACGUAAACGAUGACAUUUCCGUAAAACACUUAUCAACAUACGACCUCCACAUUCCAGGGCAAGAGUGUAUAUGGACGAUACACCCACGCCCAGAAAAAUCCCUACAGUAUUUCAGUUUCACAUUGUUCGCCAUGGCCUUGAAUGAGUUGACCCCAGAUAUAGCAGGACAGCUCGCUCCCACAGAUUCACGCUUACGGCCAGACAUUCGCCUUCUGGAGGAAGGGCAGAUAGAUGCUGCCGCAGCGGAGAAAAACAGAAUAGAAGAGAAACAAAGAUUUGCCCGGAAAGAGAGGAAGCGCAGGAAGGAUGAAUGGACACCAGUAUUUUUCAAGUUUGGAACCAACCCACACACUGGCAAGGAAGAUUGGUUAUUUAAAGGCAAUUACUGGGACCGAGACUGGUCCAAAUGUCCGGACAUCUUCUGACACCGGGCGACAAGUUAGAUCUAGCAAAUUGUGAUAUUACGUCAAUAUCACGCCAUCACUGCCAAAUUACACACGUUGACUUUGGCGAAUCGAUAACAACGAUUCCGUACAUUUUUGUUGUUGGUGAUAUAAUCCACAUUGAAACAAACUGUUGUGUAGAACCGAGUCCCAGACAAAAUCAGAAGUGCUCCUCGGUGCUGAAUGGUUGGUUACUGCAAAUCACCGUAUUUUCACGAAUACUCAAUUUCACAACGUAUGUCUGUAUGUUGCAUUCGCAUCUCAGCAGAUACUAUUUUACUAUGGAUAGUUUCGUUAUCAGUGAACGCGAUAUUCACAGAAGAUUUAUAAUCGAGAAUGAUUCUCUUGAAAAUUAAUCUCUCUUGAAAAUAAAGUGGUUUACAUUAUUUAGAUACUUCUAUCAGUUCCUGGUGAACCCUCCGGUGACUGAUCAGUUGAGCAUAGGUUAAGAUUGUGGGAUGACAAAAUGUAGUUAAGAGGUUUGAUUAUUACUUCACUGCAAGUUCUAAUUUAUUGAUAAUCGAUGAUUAGUUCAUGGUGUAGUCUAAUUGGUUAAUAAUCCAAAUACAGUAAGGGCUACAGGACUUCUGAUAAUCUGAUUGGUUGAUAGUCCAAAUACAAUAAGGGCUACAGGGCUUCUGAUAAUCUGAUUGGUUGAUAAUAUUGGCCAGUUCCAAUUCUGUUAAGUUGGAUUCAGGGAUGUACAUAUAUAAGAAUGCAUAUGAAGUCAUUUGAUGGCUUUAUGGUAAUAUACUCAAUGCAUUUUUGGUUUUAUUUUUGCUUGGGCAUCAGUGACGAAGUUUAACAAGAGUUUCCUACUUGGUGGGAAUAAAGUUGCUAUGUAUUCAAUAUGUACAAUAGAUCACUUUUAUUUCGCGAAAUAUUCAUAUAUUCGUGAUAUUCCUGAAGGAAAGAGGCGAUUGCAAAAUUUAGAUAUCCCACAAAUGUUUAUUCAGGCAUGAUCAAGCAUGAACCAUACAUCUGUAGUUGUUCCCUUUGCAAAUUCAAAUCAUCGCAAAAUUGUUUUUGAAAGAACAAUUAUGUAAUUACUUGUGACUGUGAUGAUAAUCAAGCAUCACAAAUUUAGAAAUGUAACUCUUACAGUAUCACAAGUUUAACUUAAUCAGGGAGCAUACAACUUAAGCUGUAGAGGUGGAUUCUAUGUGGAGUUUAUAUGGUGCAUGCAUCAUUAUUGAAAUAUGGUAUUAAGUGACAUAUACGACAGGUUAAAGUUAAGGUGCAUAACUAGUAAACUACAACAAGAUCUAUUAUACAUUGUCGCAACGCAAUCUCUGAUCAUGCACGGAAACAAUACCAGUAGUUCAAUUUUUCUUUUUUUUAUUGGCAAUUAGAUGUUUAUCAAUUUAAUUUGAAGUUGAUCCUCUCUUUAUACAUCUGAAGUAAAAAAAUCACUGAAUGAAUGGAAAAAAAACUUGCUAAUUGUGUUUUGAUAUCAUGUGAACAUUUGAAAUGCAAAGUGUUGAUGUUUGUAUGUUGGGGAACCAUUAGAUUUUCUGUAAUGGCCGAUCAUGAUAGAGUACAUGAUGUUCCACAUCACAAACAACUGACACGCCCAUUAUCUAGUCUUGGUCCUGAAGCUGGCAAUUGUUCACUUGUUGAUAUUCUUGCAUGCUACACAACGUUUGUAUUGUUUGUAAAAUAUAUCUCAUAUAUUAACUGAUUUGUCUGAUGACUUGUGAUAGUAGUAAUAUGAUAAUGGUUGUUUAUUGACGUGUUAGAAACACCUAGCCUAUGUUUUAUGAACUAUUGUGUAAAAAAGUAAUGUUAUUAAUAUGUGAAUAAUCUUGUAUGUUGCGGUUAUGUGGGGGUAAUCUUUUAUGUAGCUCAUUGGGCUGUUUAUAUUGAUAUGCUUAGUACAUGUGAACGUCUAUAUUAUAUAUCACAUUGUCACAGUUUAUACUGUUGGAAACAUUUUUAUAGGUUAAUAUCCAGGUCACAACCUUAAUAUGAACUUUGACCUUAUAAAAAAAAAGGAAUAAAAUGUAGUAAUGUUUUGUGAUGUCAUACUACACCAAGUACACCGGCACACAUUAAUAAAAACAGGUCAGUGAGCUACACAAGAGGAAACCUACCUAUCGGGUAUAUACAUACCUGAUGUUUAUUACGCUGCAGUUUGUGAUCAUGUAUUAUGUCUCUAGUGAAUGUAAAUGGAGGUUGACAGUACGGUAUAUUAGUGAAAGUGGAAGAAAAAUUGUUCAGAAAGAAUUAAAAACCAUGACAACUAAUUUGCAGACCUGGCCCAAGUUUAAGAGUUUUCUUUAUUAUAACUUACAUUUCACCUGUAGAAAGUGCUUCUGAAGUUCAGGGGAAAACAUUAUGAUGAAGGUACUUUCUGCAAACUUCAGGAUUUCUCUCUGAGAAACUGGGGCCAGGUCGGUAAUUAGCCCUUUCACCCCUAGGUAACUUUCAUAGACUCUACCAUGCAUUUAUAGGGAUGAGUCCAUUAUAGUCUAUGGUACGGUGGUGAAAGGGUAAGCAGUAUAUAUGAUAGCACUCUGAACCUAGAGGGAAAUGUACAGAUGGAUUAUUUCUGUAGCAUGUAUUCUAAAUACAUAUUAUACAAUUUUCUAUCAUUGCACACAAAAAUCAAUUCCUGUUUGAUUUUUCUUCUGUGAAGAAAAAAUCAUAUUUUUACUUUUUUGCCAAACUUCAUCUUUUUUUCUUUUUUUUAUUAUCAUUAAAACCAUAAAAACAAAUAAAUAUUGUUUCUGAGUUAGAUUUUGUAAAUCUUGAAAGAAACUGAGAUGCCGUGCUUUGAGUUAAAUGGGCAAGUACGCAUUAUAUAUUGUUAUUGAUAAUCUACAUGUGGCAGGGUCUGGGUUUAUCAUUAAAAACUGUAUACUGGGGUUCAGAACAGAUGAUCCUUUCAUUCUGAACACAACAUGAGUUUCCAAUUAUGUCAAUGCAAAUCUUUAUGGUCAUAGUAACAUUACUGCCAUAGUUAAGUGAACAAAAGUUUGUGAUCAGUCAUGUUUUCGUAGAAAUAACAUGCAUAUUUGUUCUCUUGCCUAAGGAAAGUGGUACAGUAAGGGAUAAGAUGAAAUCUCAAGAGAAAGUUUGAGUCUAAUGAGUAUUUCGUUUCAAAUAUAAAAUGUUUGUAGACAUAGAAACAAAACCGCGGUGAUGGUCACGCUGAGUACUAUAUGUAUUCUAAUACUACUGGUUAUAUCUCUUACAAGCUUUCACUGUCCCCUGAUGCCAAUACACACUCGUGUUUCUGAAACGAUCAUUACAUUGAUUUUAUACUUCGUUCAUCAAGACCACAGAAGCAUCAUACCGGUAACGUCUUUAUUUCCUGAAGUAAUCAUGGAGAAUCAGUGUCUCUAUACCAUGUGAAACUUGAGGUGGGAUUUUUUGUGUUGGACGUUCGGUAACAAUACAUAACAAUGUGUUUACAAACAAUAAUUGACUUGUGUGUGCGAGUUACCAGGUCGUUGUUACGUUUUUCGCUGUUGCAAACUGCUAUUAAGUUUUUGUUGUGAUGUUGGCCAUUGUCCUGGUGGUCCAACAUGUUUGGUCUUUCGGUUCACGCCUUUGUAGACAUAUGUUGAACGUAGAAUGGCAUGUAGCUCAUAUGUUUAGAUAAUAAAUGUUUUUCAUCGGUACAUGUUAUGGCUACCUUAAGCUUAUUGUACCUUUAUGGUAUGGUGGUAUAUUUCUGCCAUCGACUUUCAACUUAAGAGUUACCUAUGUGGACAUGAUCACAGGUAAUAGACACAACAUAUCCUAUGCCUAUAUUCUAAUAUGUAAUUAGGUAGCUUGUAGGACAAAAGUAGAUGGCAGAUAUAUGCCACCCAACUGAGGGUUUGAUCAUCAAAGUAAACUAAAAUCUUCAUCAUUAUUCCGAACAUUUCACACGAUGUACAGUUUAUACAUGUAGCAGAACUGAACUGGGUCGAAAAUCAGGGAUAAGGUAACUCAGUUGGUUAGUUUGUCCGUCAAGAAUCUGAACUACCAUGAUUCCAGUCCUGUUAACGUUAUUUCGUACAGGUUACAUUUGGCGCCCAAUCAAGUAUACCCACAUAAGGUGCCAUAGGGUCUCGUGUGUCAAUGGACUGACGACUUUGUUAAAGGAGGGAGGAAUGUAUCGGUAGCUCAUCUUUAUUUAUAGCACAUUGUCUAAGAGUUCAGGGUCCGUAUUAAUUCAUGGACCCAUUCUCAUGCUUAAGCAUGGAAUUUGUGCUCAAGCCUAAUUUAUUGUUCUGGUUAUAAAUAAAUAAAAUAAUUUUAUUUUGUCAAUGAUUUAGGAAAUACUUGAAGAGACUUGAAUCCGGAUACUGUUUUCAGUGUUUACGUUUGACAUUUUGAUUGUUUGGCAUGAUUUAAACGAGUUACAAUAAAGUUGGCUUGAGCACAGAAUGCAUGCUUUAGCAUGAGAACGGUUUCAUGACUACGAGCCCAGAGGUUCUUCGUUUGAAUUCCAUUCCAGCCAUUGUAAUUUUCCACCCAUGUUAUAUGUGUGCAAUAGGCUUAUCAAUGCUUCUUCUCCUUAUCUUGUGUGGCAGUAUAUUAGGGUAGGCUUAACACAAAAGCCAUGGGUUAUCUAGAUCUGUGGUAACAUAUAAAUAGGUUAGCAGUCAAUGACUGGUCCGACUCAAAAAGCCACAGCUUUCUGUAUGUUGAAACCACAAUAUAAAUCUAUUUUUCACUUUACCAUUUAAUGAAUGUUGGAAUCAGUUGUCUCUGAGAAUGGGGUAUUUGACACAUUGACUUCUUCCUAUCUUGUAUGAUAGUGUCACAAAUUCAGAAAUCCUGUCAGCAUGUAUACAGUUGUGAUAGCCGAAUGCUUAGGUCUGAUCUGUGUGUUGAAAUAUGAUGCAAAUUGACUAUGCAAAAUUUACAGUGUACAGGUAGAUGAAAUAAUAUGCAUCAUAAAUUUACAGUGUACAGGUAGAUGAUAAUAAUAUACAUAAUAAAUAUUAGGUCUAUAAUAAUGACACAUCUUUCUGCUAAUUUUGCAAUCAUUCUUAAAAAAAAUAAAAUGUUUCAAUGUAUCACAGGUACUUGAAUUUUGGCUAAUUAUAAUUAGAUUGUCAUGUUUUGCUGCCAGGAUGUCAAAUCUGGAAAAAGAUAUUUCAAAUAUUAUGUACCUGAUUAGUAAAUAUAAAAUAUAAAAUUGUACUUUAAAUUGAUCUCACCCUGUGUAUUGAAUAAUCAUGCUGUUUAAAGAAAAAGAAGAUUUGAAGAAGCUAUACCUGUGUAGUUUGGAGAGAUCAUCCAAUCAAAAGGCUCAGCAUAAUUAACUGCAAGCAUACUUCAUCUUCUCUAAAUCUGUAAGCUUGACAAUUCAAUACACAGGGUUGUCGUGUAUGUAUACGGGGAUAUGAUACAUGUACGCCUCUUUCAGAGGAUUUCCUCUUUUUCUACCUUUCCCUUGAUUAUAAAAAGUUCUUGAUUUGUUCUGAAGCAUUAAGAGGUUUCUAGGGUAUGUUCCUCCUUUUUUUCUACUCCCCGGUUACAUCUCUGUGUCUCUAUGUGUUUUUUGGUCAUCAAACUAUGUCAUCUUAAUUUGAAAGCAUGUCCAAUAAAAACAAUACCAUGCAGUAAAACUGUUAUAACAUUUUACAAAACCUUACUUGAAAUUGGUAAAAGUUCAACCAUAUCAAGAAAUGUUGGCAUGUAACAUAUUUUCAUUCCGUGUUCAUGUUAUGUUUGACAAGAUUUAAAUGUCACUGAGGUCUUAUUACAGUCUGUAUAUAGUACCGUGUUUAUCUGCUAAGUAUAAUGUCAUACACUUAUGUCAAAAUAUUUGUUCAAUAAUGUCGUAGAAAUUGACAUGAUUAACUGUACAUUGAUCAUUACACCUCUUCCUGUUAACACAUUGUAUAUAAGACAUUUCCUAUCAUCAACGAUGAGGAGUAUACUAGGUAUACGGAGUCAUACCUCUGGAAAGAUAUUAUAGGAAUAAUUGUACAUCUUUAAGUUAUUUCUGACAUUUUACCUUGUGAAUUAUUUUGGACAAAAAAAUGUGCAAUACCAACCCACUUCCCUGUCAAUAAUUUGUAUGAUGUCAUUUCCUGUCAACAAUUUGUCACUUCCUGUUAACAAUUUGUAUGAUGUCAUUUCCUGUCAACAAUUUGUAUAAUGUCAUUUCCUGUCAACAAUUUGUAUGUUACUUACAGUCAUUAAUUUGUACGUCACCUGCUGUCAACAAUUUGUAUGAUGUCAUUUCCUGUCAACAAUUUUUGUUUGAUGUCACUUCCUGUUCAAGGACAUCAUGCUGAGCAUGUAGACUAUGUCAUCACUUCCUGUGUUAGGUACCUAGUUGUGUAUGGUUACCAUGGACACACUCCUCCACGUGUUUAUGCACUGUUGACAUUCUAAUGAAGAGAUCAACAAAUAUCAAA